Messenger RNA from Pomacea canaliculata, 1603 nucleotides. RefSeq lists its product as uncharacterized. NCBI's taxonomy places the organism in Eukaryota, Metazoa, Mollusca, Gastropoda, Architaenioglossa, Ampullariidae. The record is from RefSeq and is a predicted model, not a curated record. The transcript has 5 exons. The coding region runs from base 821 to 1591 and encodes 256 amino acids.
AGUUAUGAGUAGACUUCCUCUUCCUAAAUAAAUGCUUUCGAGCUCCCUCUUGUUCUGACGGACCAGCUCUCUAUCUCUCCGGAAUAAAAAAUUCAUCAUGAAGAUAACUGUCUUGGGAGGAAUUUAUUUCAUUGUUUCUUUAGGGCUUUGUGAGCUCGUUGCGGAGUACCCGAUGUGUCAUGAAGCGUCGAGCAACAUGUCUCGUUGCUGCAUGUUGUCACCAGUGGCACUGCGAUGUACUAAGGUCACGUGUCCAGUCAGAUAUUACCCUGUAUUCAACAGUUCCACGAGUACCGACUUUAAUACUUCACUAGAUGACAAUGAAGUCCCUGCACAAAAGGAAACAACUGUUACAUAUCAAGAAUCAAGUGGUACACUGGCCCCAUCAUUAAGUACAACUACACCUCAGUCAGUUUCCGAUGAAUCAAAGGAGGAAGUGUCGGCAAAUCAGUCAAAUUCAGAUGCAGCCUCUUUUAGACCUCUUACUUCUGAAGCCCCAAGACAUCUGGAAAAUAUAUCUCAGAAGGCUCCUCCGCUCGCUUUGAUGGCUGACGACAACUCGUCAGAAGUUCAGACUUUUCUUGAUUCAUCUGUGACAUCGCCUCAUGUCCUUUGCUUCUAGUGUCACGUGUCAUGUCUCACGUGCUCAGACAAGGGUCCUGAGCACUGCAUCUAUUGUGCUCCAGGCUUUGUCUGGAGGUCAACAAAAAAAACAGAAGGAUGCCAAACAGCUGAAAACAGCCUCUCAAAAGCUGAAAAUGCCGCUCUGUACCUCAUUGUAGCUUUUAUACCUAUACUUCUUAUUUUGGGUUUAUUCAUCAUGUACCACCGAAGAUGGACGCUCAAGUGUCAGUCAAGGUAUGAACAAGUUGGUAAAUAUGAACUGAUACGAUCUAAGUCACAAAUAUCCAGGAAAGACCCGUUAUCUCUCCCUUCUCCUGUUAUCAGUCCCCAGUGGCAAAUCUCAGAACAUUUUUCCUGGAGUGGAGGUGUUUUGAAAGUAGCCAGCUCUGGUGUUUGUCUGGAAGUAGGAGAAGGUGCUGUUAACAUUUCAGAUGUAGUCACUAUUUGUGGCGCAGUGUCAACAGAUCUCACCAACGCCUAUGACGUGCUUCCCUUGCCUGAAGACGAGAUCAUCGUCAGUCCAAUCGCUGAGUACUUCGCGGGGUUUCGAUUCCAAUUCGAAAAACCGGUGCGAAUAGUGCUGCCACACUUUCUGUCAUCUGAUCUCCCAGGCGACUUCGUUCGUGUGUACGAAUUUCAUUCUGAAAACGGACGAAUACAGUGCUGUCGGCUUCAGAUGAUCAACACGGAAGAUGAGAACCCUGAAACAACUGGAUAUUUGUUUUGUGGAAGUAAGAGAGAGAUUUAUGUCUUCACCAACCAUUUCAGCGGGUAUGUUUGUACAGUGUGUGAGGAAGCGUGCGUGGGUUACUACAAGCCUCCAGAAGUGACACUACGAGCUCUGGCCAAAUAUGUCCUCAGAUGUAAUGGGAAGAGAGAAGUUAUCGUGCGACUUGAUUUGUGGGAUAGUCGCUUCUUCUCUAUGGAUAUUCAACAGAGUCGUCAGAGGACAGAACGUCAGCACUGAAGAUCGUCAGAU